Molecule: messenger RNA, 1441 nt
Organism: Bactrocera tryoni
Lineage: Eukaryota; Metazoa; Arthropoda; Insecta; Diptera; Tephritidae
Product: protein FAM151B
Exons: 5
Coding region: 193-1275 (360 amino acids)
Source: RefSeq, a predicted model, not a curated record
AUUGUGCACCGACUUUCCAAUCACAAGGGUGGUUUCGUUGUAAUCAGCAAAGCGAGAGAGUGAAAAAUUUGUUGAAGUUAGUUGAAAAUUUAUUACCCAAAAAAUAAUUCCAUAACUAAAGGUGUAUUAAUUAAUAAAACGCGUUUAAUCUUAUAUAUGAACUGGAGUAUUUAAUAUUCUGACAUAAAAUGUAUGUCUUUUAACAACAACAACAAUGUUUAUGUAAAUGCUACACCUGCAUUUCAAAUGCAGAAUGGCGUAAACAACAACAAUUUCCACUCCUACCACAUUCUGCCGAUUGAUAAAGACAGUGAUUUUAACUCCAAUGCAACACAAUUGAAUUUAUAUAACCAGUCGCUAAUAAUCAAAAUGACACUUAGCGAUAAAGCCAAUCUCACCGCCAUCACGUGGGCGCAUGCGGUUAAUAGUCAGCAAGAGCUGAGCGAAGCGCUCAACAGCGACAUAAACAUGAUUGAGGCGGACAUUGUGCUCGGCAAGCUUAACAACACUGGUGACGAUUUGCCGGUGAUGGCGCAUCCGCCGGCCAAUUCCUCGGAUCUCUCAUUGACUGAAUUCAUGUUGCGCAUUUUGGAGCACAAUGAGGCGCAUGACGAGAAUGCGAAGGGUGUCAAAUUGGACUUCAAGUCCAUCGAAGUGUUUGAGGGCUCGCUGAAUAUUCUAAGUGAACUGAUACCAUUGAUGACCCAACCCGUUUGGCUGAAUGCGGACAUAAUACACGGACCUGUCAAUCAGACCAGCACCGUACCGGUUGAUCCGGAGCGGUUUUUCGCUGGCGCUGCGAAAUUCGAAUCAGCCGUACUCUCGAUUGGUUGGACGACACGAUGGGGUGCCAAUUUCACAGACGGUGCUUACACGGAGCAGCAAAUCGAUGAAAUGCUGCUUGCAAUCAAAAAUAACAAUGUAACCGCCAAACAACAUCCAAUCACAUUCCCCGUGCGCGCUGGCAUUGCCGCCAACAGUUUGGAACAACUGCAUGCGCUGGUGGCUGCUGUCAAUGAGACCAACGAAAGCUCACUCACCAUUUGGUCAUCGGCUGGUGAUUUUGUUGAUGUGCCGAAGUUACGGCAGCUCAUUUUCUCUUUUGGUUUUGAACGCGUGUAUUUGGAUGUACCGGCGGAUUUAGCCGAUCAAUUGGAAUUGAAUCGCACGGAAACUGGCAAUGCCGCCAGCAGAUUGCCGUCUUUGCUCAGUUUUAGUGUUGUCAGCGCCUGCUUGUAUUUGACCAGCAUGUGGCUGAAUCGCAUUAGGUUGUAAGUUUUUUUAAUAAGUGGAUAAAUUUCCGGAAGGUGGAAAACAUGGUAGUUUGGAAAGUGCGAAAAACUCUGAGAGUAGAAUAUUCAACAAAUUAAGCACUAAUCUUUAUUGGAAAUAAAUAGUAUGCAUUUAAAAUUAAAACUGAGAAUUUAUCAUCGAAAUCAUA